Molecule: messenger RNA, 1022 nt
Organism: Mangifera indica (mango)
Lineage: Eukaryota; Viridiplantae; Streptophyta; Magnoliopsida; Sapindales; Anacardiaceae
Exons: 2
Coding region: 174-800 (208 amino acids)
Source: RefSeq, a predicted model, not a curated record
GAUCUGAGUUAGAUAUUUUCACCUGAAAAUAUCCCUUCCUACGAUAUUUGCGAAUCCACAUCAUUUAUUCAAACGGAUGAAACCUUUCCCAUACGCUUGUUUAUUUAACUCAGUACUGAGUCAGAGUCCUUCACAUUCAAGAUCUCAGUAGCAGCUUGCGGAUUCAGCUAAAAAUGGAUGGUUCUUACCCGCUUGCAGAGGAAGGCGUGAACUUGAACGAGUGGGAGCAAAUUCAACCGCCGUCUCUUAGUAACAAUACACCACCACUUCCCUCUAUUCCGCCAAGUGAAUGGGAUAUGGUUGCCAUAAGAGACAAUUAUCUCCAAGAUAGCCUCUCCUUUUUUCCUCCAAAUCAGCAUGAAGGUUUACCGGUUUCUCCACAAGAUGAAGAAGAACCAAAUUUGCCGUUAGGCCCAUCACCGUCGUCAUCAGCUGUAUCGUCGUCGAGUGCGGAGCUGAAGUCAGGAGAUGUGAAUGAUGUUGGGAGAGUCUUGAGUGUGCGUUCCACGAUUCUGUACUCUGGGAUUGUUAGGAUUGCUGCUAAGGUUCGUUACUAUACGGCGAAUCUAGUGGGGUUUCGGUCGUUUUUGUCGGUGACCGGAGUUGUUGCGGCGGUGGUGCUUUCUUUGCUGUACGCUAGGAUGCGGAGAUGGCGUACAAGAGUUCAGGAAGAGAACAAUCGCCUAAUUCUGUUAAUCAAAGACAAAGACCAGAAGAUUGGGCAGCUCCUAAUUCAGCUUGCACAGAUGAACGAAUUCUUGUCAGCACGCGGCAGGGUCCCGGUGAUUCGAAUUCGUUGAUUGAAGAUAACACUCUAAACUUUGAUGUUCCAGAACGAAUUCCACACAUAAACUUGUAUAUGCAUAAAGCCAUAGAAAGCCAAAUACUCAUAUUUGUAAGGUAUUUUUUCUUUUUGACCAAAAUAAUGAUGUGAAUCAUAGGACUAGCCAUAAAAUGUAAAGGACAUUUGGCUUGAAUUAAUAAUACAAAUUAUGAUACAAUCUAAGAUCAUAAAUUCCAUC